AUGGCAGCUGAUCAGCAUCGAGAAGUGCCCCAGACCGAGCAGCCCAAGGAAGAUGUACCGGCAUCUCCAAUAGGGAAUGAACUCCACCAAAUACUGUCCAAUGCUUCAGUGUACGAUCUACACCCCAUUGAACUAACGGCUCACACGUUACUUAGUGGAUCCCUCGACCAUCUAAACGAAAACUUCAAGAAUCUUAACCAAUCGCAGGUUAUUCUAUACACACGUCUUCGUCUAAUUGAGGAUCGGCUCAAACUGUACUAUACCGUGAUCGAGCAGAACCAAGCGGAACCAGACGAGCUUAAAGAGGUCGUGCUGAGAAUUAAGUCACUAAAGAAGAGGCUACUUUCAUCGGUGAAGACGUUAAAGAAGGUGGAGGUGAGAGUGGAAAGAAUGGAAGAGCUCAUAGACUAG
Dujonia railenensis is the source of this 411-nucleotide messenger RNA. The record is from the annotation of a GenBank genome assembly. Lineage: Eukaryota; Fungi; Ascomycota; Pichiomycetes; Serinales; Debaryomycetaceae.